Messenger RNA from Triticum dicoccoides, 608 nucleotides. Its product is annotated as mediator of RNA polymerase II transcription subunit 15a-like. NCBI's taxonomy places the organism in Eukaryota, Viridiplantae, Streptophyta, Magnoliopsida, Poales, Poaceae. Gene Ontology annotation, biological process: regulation of DNA-templated transcription. Gene Ontology annotation, molecular function: transcription coactivator activity; chromatin DNA binding. The record is from RefSeq and is a predicted model, not a curated record. The annotation marks the transcript as partial. The transcript is spliced from 4 exons.
AUGGAAAGUGCAUCGUAUACUCCACUCUUUGCACGCGAACACAAAGCUUCGGUGGAAGGCGAGAGACGAGAGUUUGUUAAGGAGACCGACAGCAGCGGCCAAGUCAAGGAGACUACACGAGACGAGGAAUCGCAGAUCCAGAUCAUGGAGGCCAACUGCCGGCCCGACCUUGCCGCCGGCGUUGACCCGCUCCCCAGAGCUACCGGAUGUGAUUGGCGAGCCGAGCUCCAGCCCAGAGGGCGCAGCAGGAUCGUCCAUAUGAUAAUGGAAGCUACGAAGAAUUUUCUGCGAGUAUCUAAGCCAGAGGAACUGAACCAACUUCGAGAAAUCGUUGCGGGAUUUGAAAACUGGGCCUAUACUGCCGCAACCAAUCAGUCUAAUUAUUUGCGGAAGAUUUCUCUGAGAAUGCUCUCUAUGGAGAUGAAGACACAACAGGCCCCUAGAAAUUCUCGAGUGAUUCCAGAUCAAACCAACUCCGGGAAGGAAUCGCCGAUCUGGACCAUGGACGGGCCCAUCGGGUGGGACCCCACCAUCGGCACGCCCCCAGCCAGAGGUGAUUGGCGCGCGAUGCUUCAACAAGAGGAUCGCAUCAGGAUCGUCGAUAUGAU